This is a messenger RNA of Malaclemys terrapin pileata, 8041 nucleotides long. RefSeq names its product Cdc42 guanine nucleotide exchange factor 9 (gene ARHGEF9). NCBI's taxonomy places the organism in Eukaryota, Metazoa, Chordata, Testudines, Emydidae. The transcript is spliced from 13 exons. The record is from RefSeq and is a predicted model, not a curated record. Gene Ontology annotation, molecular function: guanyl-nucleotide exchange factor activity; protein binding. Bases 406 to 4161 code for a protein of 1251 amino acids.
AGCGUGAGCCAUCUUUUGGGAAACGCCAACUACUGAGUGGAUCUAUGAGGCUGCUUCCUUGUUUUCUAGUUUAAAGAAACUUUCCCUACGUGGAGUCCAACUCCUGAAAGUGACCUUUGCGGGAGGCUGGCUGGGAUCAGAGGGCAGGAAGGCUCGGGAGAAGAGGAAACCUGGAGCACCAGCAAGGAGGCUGGAAGGCGGCUAUUGGAAGGAACUCGUGCGGCUGUUGUUGUGGGAUGAGAAGCCGCCAGGCGCCGGCCGCGGUCCCUGUGUGUUUGACAACAACCUCUCCUGGUCCUGCCGGGGCAGUGUGCGGGAGAGCUCUGCCAGCGACAAGCCCCAUGAAGAAAAUACUCUGAAGACAAUGGAGCUGUGACAUUCUACAUCAACUUGCCAACUGGAACUAUGGAAAUUAUAGAAGAUUGCCAGCACGGUCAUGCUGGGCUGGUGCCAAAUGGAUACAUGAACAAGAUUUUUCAAGCCAAUCCAGAGGAUGGGAGCACUGAGACACUAAAGAUUUGUGACCUUCAGCACUGUAACUCCAGAGGCAUCAACCAAAAUGCAAGGGAAGAGGCAGCCAGGUAUAAGAAGAAAGCCAAGGGCAACCGGAUUUGGAAUUUUGUUAGCCGAAGGAAAGGUCCCUCCAUGAAUAACAAAAGACCCCAGUCCAUGAUCCUGCUAGGAGAUACCUCAGAGAUCUUAGAAGAAAAACGCAAGAUGUCCUUCAUGGAGAGGGUGAGGUCCUUUAAAAAGCUAAGAACCUCCAGCAUGUCUAAAAAUGUGGAUUUGAGACCCUCCAAAGCCAAAGUUUCUCGCAUCCCUGAGGAGGACCAGGAGGACAGUGACCAAAGGGCAGUCUACAGGAUUAAGAAACUAGCUGACAGUCAGAGGCCUUUCCGUCAUUCGUAUGCAGGGUACAUCGAUGAUUUGGAUUCUUCCUUUGAAGAUGUAGAGUUAAAUGUCAGCAUUCCAGAAAUUGAUGCCAAUGAAAAUAAAUGGCUCAGGGAUAUUAGUGUCAGAAUACACAAUGAAGAUAAUGAUAGUAACUGCCAUAAAAUAUCAGCUAGAAAGAGCAAGCUUUUGAAUUUUGAAAACUCUAAGAGUUCUGCGAUUACAGAAAGGGACAAUCAAAAGAGGUGUCCCAUGCUUCCUGAGGAGAGCAGGAGAGGAAAAAGCUCUGAUGUCUGGAGCUAUCUGAAGGGAAUUUCAUUGUCUAGCAAAGAUAAUUCAAAGUUGCUCAAUCAAAGUGUUGAAACAAAUUUCCAGAACUUAGAAAAUAUAACUGAUAAUUCUGCUUCUUAUUUUGACUUUGAUACGAGAUGUGAGGAGAAUCUUAGCCAUCCUAAAAAAUCAAACAGUGAAAUGAAAGCCAGUCACUUUGGUGGUGUUCUUCGGUUCUUUAACAGUGUGGCCGAGGCAGCUAGGAAGUGGCGAGGCUCUUCCCGGACAUUUUCACAGGGAGAACAAAGACCUCAGUCCAAUUUCAGAAGUCAGAGGCAGGAAGCCUCCUCCCACAAAGAAUCUUUGGUUAUUCAGAAUGAAAAUGCCAGAGCUUUCUCUUCAACGGGAAUGUCAUUGCGGUCUCCAGAUUCUGGGAUUUGGGAUAAUCAUAGUUCUGAGAGUUCAACAGGAAAAGUGCUGCCUCAGCAAAGUGUUGAAGCAGAGUUAUCUGAAGAGAUCAGCAGCUCUGCUCUGGACAAUGAGAAUGAUAGUUUUAACGAACUUUCUGACCUUGGGCCAGGUCCAUCCAUCUCCCCACUGCCAGAACUUCCAGAUGACCAUUAUGCUCUGUUAAGCACACAAGGCCCAUCUAAGGCUCUUUCACAGUUUCCAGACAUGCCUGUGACUGAAUUAGAUGCUCGGGACCCGGGCAGCUCUCCGGCGGCGGAUGCUCGGGACUCGGGCAGCUCUCCGGUGGCGGAUGCUUGGGAACUUGGAAAUAUUGAGUUACAUUUGAAAGACAGGGCUAAGACUAAACUGGGUAUUCAGGAACUGAGUAGCACUCCAAAGUAUACUCAGGACACUAGGAGUACUUCAGUGGAUAUUCAGGACCUGGACAAGACUCAAUCACAUUCUCAAGAUCUUUCUAAGAGUAAACUGGAUACUCGGGACCCAGAGAGUGCUCUGACUUGUACUCAAGGCCUCUUUGCAGUUACUCUUUUAAAACAUGCAACAGAUAAUGAGAAAGCUUUAGAAUUGGAGGAUUCUCCUAUCAAAGAACAUGAAAUAAGUUUACCAGGAGAACAAAUUUCCAUGGAGAGGCCAGACAAAGCAAAUCACUUUAAGUAUAGUAAAGUGUGCCAUCAGAUCCAGAUGAGCCUCUGUACAAUUGUCUCCUUCGGGGAACUCAACAAUGGAAAGCCCCUGUCUCACCCUCUUCAUCCAUCACCACAAGCACCUCCUUUCAAAAUCCUGUUGGACAGAUGUCGCUCCUUACCCCUUUCGCAAAGCACUCCGAUGGGGCUGGACCAACUGGGCUGGAGGAGGCGGAUGUUGCUGAGCACUGGUGCUGAGAAUGACCUGGGUUCAAAGACUCUGGAGGUACGCAGAGAUGGCAGGAAUGGUGGAAGUAGAUGGAAGCCCCUGAAGCCUGGAGCUGAACAGCUGCUAGUCAAUAAACUGAUCAGUGGUGGUUCUAUUGUAAGUGCUGAGGCAGUAUGGGAUCACGUCACCAUGGCCAACCGGGAGUUGGCGUUUAAAGCAGGAGACGUUAUCAAGGUCCUGGAUGCUUCCAACAAGGACUGGUGGUGGGGUCAGAUUGACGAUGAAGAAGGAUGGUUUCCCGCCAGCUUCGUAAGGCUAUGGGUGAACCAAGAAGACGGAGUAGAGGAAGGAACCAGCGAAGUACAGAAUGGCCAUUUGGAUCCAAGCGCCGACUGCCUCUGUCUCAGCAGAACCCUUCAGAACCGGGACCAGAUGAGAGCCAACGUAAUCAAUGAAAUCAUGAGCACAGAGCGGCACUAUAUCAAGCACCUCAAGGACAUUUGUGAGGGUUACUUAAAGCAGUGCCGGAAGAGGAGAGACAUGUUCAGCGAUGAACAGUUAAAGGUCAUAUUCGGCAACAUUGAAGAUAUCUACAGGUUUCAGAUGGGUUUUGUCCGGGACUUGGAGAAACAGUAUAACAACGAGGACCCCCACCUCAGUGAAAUUGGACCUUGUUUCCUGGAACAUCAAGACGGGUUCUGGAUCUAUUCGGAGUACUGUAACAAUCACUUGGAUGCAUGUAUGGAGCUGUCCAAGCUGAUGAAAGAUGGCAGGUAUCAGCAUUUCUUCGAAGCAUGUCGUUUGUUGCAGCAGAUGAUUGACAUCGCCAUAGACGGUUUCCUUCUGACACCAGUGCAGAAGAUCUGCAAAUAUCCCUUGCAACUGGCAGAGCUGUUGAAGUAUACUGCACAGGAUCACAGUGACUACAGGUACGUGGCUGCUGCACUCGCAGUCAUGAGGAAUGUGACUCAGCAAAUCAAUGAGCGGAAACGGAGACUGGAGAACAUUGACAAGAUAGCUCAGUGGCAGGCCUCGGUCCUGGAUUGGGAGGGAGAUGACAUCUUGGAUCGGAGCUCCGAGUUGAUCUACACCGGGGAGAUGUCCUGGAUUUACCAGCCUUAUGGACGGAACCAGCAGCGCGUUUUCUUCCUCUUUGAUCACCAGAUGGUUCUCUGCAAAAAGGACCUGAUACGAAGAGAUAUCCUGUAUUACAAAGGUCGCAUUGACAUGGAUAAAUAUGAAGUGGUGGAUAUAGAAGAUGGGAGAGAUGAUGACUUCAACGUCAGCAUGAAGAAUGCCUUCAAACUUCAUAACAAGGAGACCGAAGAAAUUCACUUAUUCUUUGCCAAGAAGCUGGAGGAGAAACUGCGAUGGCUCAGAGCUUUCAGAGAAGAAAGAAAGAUGGUUCAAGAAGAUGAAAAGAUAGGCUUUGAAAUUUCUGAAAAUCAAAAGCGGCAAGCGGCACUGACAGUAAGGAAAGUCAGUAAGCAAAAAGGUGUCAGCUACUCCAGGUCGGUUCCUCCAGCCUAUCCACCACCCCAGGAUCCAUUAAAUCAGGGACAAUACAUGGUGACAGAUGGCAUAUCCCAGUCCCAGGUCUUCGAGUUCACCGAACCCAAACGCAGCCAGUCACCAUUCUGGCAAAAUUUCAGCAGGUUAACGCCAUUCAAAAAAUAAUACCUAGAGUGAGAUGGAGAAUUUUAAAAUAAAAAUUUUAAAAACUUAAAAAUAAAAAUAAAUAAAUAAAAUUAUAUUUAUAGAUGGACCUUUUUUCGGAGAAGCACUGUUGCAAUUAAAAAUAAUUCUAUAUAUAUACACACACAUAUAUAUAUAUAUAUCUAUAUAUAGAUAUAGAUAUAGAAGGACCAAAAACUUUUUUUUGUUGUUUUUGGGAAGCAAACUACUACUAGAUACUAGGAAGCACCAAUGACUUCUACUCAUGUGCCCGAUUUUAUUUUAUUUAAUUGGUCAGACAACAUCAUUUUUUCUGUUCAUUUUUUUUUUUUUUUGUCCAACUUGUCAUUGUCUCUCCAGGACAAUUUCUUGCUCGUUGUCUGUUUGUCACUGAAGUUCCUUGCAGGCCACAUUGGUGUAUAUUUUAUUUUAUUUAUGCCUUUUAUUUUUCUAUUUUAGAGGUGGGGAAGAUCUCUGCUCCCUUCCCCCUUUGCUCCCCCCACCCCUUGACUGUCCCCAGACUUCUUUUUUCAAUGAACAGCAUUUUCCCCCCAGCAUUCUCUGUUCUGAGUCGUUCCAGUCUGGGUGUGCUCUGUUGUGCACUGUGAUAUGCUGCUCAGUACUUCUAUUGCUUAACUGUUUUUAUAGGUGUUCUUGGGCCAGGGAGGGGGGUAUAAUCAAACAAAAGGGGGGAACAGAUCUUUAUUAUGUGAGAGAUGACUUCUGUUCAAUUGAUUUGUUGCAUUUUUAAACUGUGUUUCAUUUCAAUGCUGUGUGUUUCAAUCACACAUGCCAUUCCCAGUAAUGUCGAAAGAGAACAAUGGGGGCUUUUUUGUUUUGUAUUUUAUUUUAUUUUCUCUGGAGAUUUUUUUUAGCUGAGAAAUUACCCUGUGAGAUGUCCAAUACUAGCUUUUUCCUACAUAAAGAUGACAGAUGUUUUAAAAUUGGUUGAUGGCCUCAUGUCCUGCAUUCUAGGUAGAGAAAAAUUAGUUAUUGAACACAAACAAAAUGGCCAGUUUUCUUUCUGCAGGAAAUAACUCAGAGGACCCUCCUCUCUCUCACACACGCACACACACACGUAGCAUCACUGUUAUGAACCAUUGAUUACAGUUUACAGGAGCAAUGAUCCUAGAUGUAACAGCCAUUGCUGUACUUGCUUUCUGGUCUGUUACGUUUUAUUUAAGUAUCCCUAGCUUUGCCUUGAGCCCCAAAUUACCAAACAGGACAUUCGCUAACAAUGAUGACCUAUUAGGUUAAGGAUUAUUGCUUAAGUAAUCAAAAACAUUUACUCAACGUUUAAUGCCUCCAACCUGUGGAAGAGGUUGAAAAUUGCCUUUCAGAAAAGAUAGCACUGAAAUCAGUGUCUGAGAAGUCUUGCCAUGUGACCAGGACUACAUAUCCAAAUGUAGAUCAGCAAUCAGACUAGUCUAAACUGUAGCAAUGGUUCAGCAAACUUGCACCAUUGUCAAUAGGCUGCACAGUAAUUAGUUAACCUCUCUGUGUCUCUUUCUCUCUCUUUUUCUCACUCUGUAUUCAGAGCUGCAUUUUCAAUGACACCUCCUACAAUUUCACCCUCAGAUUUUAACCCUCAAACACACUAGUUUGCCUGUACGGAAGCCUGCAAUUCGGCUCACAAAACAGAUCAUUGCACUCACAAAUGCCUUUUUGCUUGGGCAAAUGUGGACAUUUUGCUCACAUAAAAAGGUGAAAAUUGUGCAGGUGCUGUUCUGUAUGCUCCUUUGAAAACAUGGGGCGAAAUGAUCCAAACUCUAAUUUGUAUUGACUCUUUUCUUUUGAAUCUUAUCUGUCAUCAAAGCAAAUCAAGCUAGCUACCGGUACAGAGAAAUGCCUGGGGGGGGAGCACAGAUUUAAUUUUUCACCUGAAAAACAAGAACCUGUGAAGACCACCAGUGAAUGAUUUCAAUAUUUCCAUGCAGCUUAUUCUCUUGUAGGACUAGAGCAAGCACUAAGAUAAAGGCACCAUGCCAUGUUAUAAGGGAGUGACCAUAUUUCCCAUCUAAAGCACAAAGAUUAUCUCAGCACUUUCUUUGCUACUUGAGAAAAUAUAAAUAAGCAACAAAGAAAGUCUAGUAUUUUAAAGAGAGGAAGGCUCGCCCCCCCCAAUAUGUAAAUGAUAUACAGUAGUAAAAAAAAAAAAAAAAAAAGUCCAAUCAGGAGGCAACCCAAUUUUUUUUACUAGAAACAUUUUUUAAAUACUCUUUUGUAUCUCUGCAUUUUUUAAUGGUUAGCAGCUCAGAUUUUAAUACAGAAUAUGUGGCAAUUAUUAUUUUUGUUUGUUUAAUAGGAUGGGUGUUUAGAGAAGUGAAUGAGACGAUUCCUCAAAAGUUGUAACAUAAAGGAUGAAACAAAAUGUCUUACAAUUUCUGAAUGGCUGGAGAGAGACACACAGAGAGAGAAAGAUUAGAGCCUCCUUGUCAAUAUGAUGAAAAUUACACCCGUACCUUUGCCUUUUUAAUUGCUUAAGGGAGAAAAGUAACAAGCACAUUAGUUAAGCCUGUUCAUUUACUGUUUUAUGCCUCUGAGAGUGAGAAUGGAACAUCCAUUAUUUUUAUGAGAAGAUGCUUCCUUAAUAUUCAGCACUAGAAAAAAGGAACAACACGGCCAAAUCAUUAUUUGCAACAUAAAUCAAGAUUCCCUUGAUCUGACAAGACCACGUGUUAGACUCACAGCUUCUUGCUUACAUGGAAAACCAAAACACAAUAGCUUUUCUAGCUUUAAACUACCUGCACCAAAGCCAAGCAGCAGGUAAAGUGAUGCAGGCCUGUGUUCCAGAGCAAAGCAGGGUUGGCCCUCAGUCAUGGCAUUCCGGAAAGCUCUUCCCAGCCAUAAGUUGCCAAGGUGCUGCAAGAAAUGAAGCAUGAAUAGAAAGACGAACCAACAAUGGGUCCCACUUUUACUUACUUAUUAAUUAUGGAAUAGAGCGCUGGAUUGGGCAGUCUUGUAUACUUGAAAGCUCCAAAACACAUUAGAUCUGAUCAAAUCGGGGGUAAUUUUUGACUUAGCAUGUUACAUAGAUUUUCAUUUCAAUGCCAGAAAAGAGGAACCCAGAUACCAUUCCAUGGGCAGUAGAACAAGAGAGUUGUAACAGACUUAGAUGUACACAGAAUUUCUCCAGCUGAAACUAUAUAUAUAUAUAAUAUAAAAAACCUCCUCUUCCAUAGGUAAAUGAUGCGCAUUACCCCUUGACCUAGCAGAGGAUGUAAGUUCAAGACUUUUGCCUCCCCACCCUCUCCAAAAGAUAAAACAAGAACCAACCUAGGUGCAUCUAACAGUUGUAAAUAGAAAAUAAUACAUAGAAAAAUAUAUUUGAAAUCUGUUUCAGUUCUUGGAUGGGCACUAGCCAUCCACUGCAACGUUAUUGAUAGUACACUGUGGUGCUUUGGGUUUCUGGUUUUGUUCUCUUUAUGCUCUGUCAUCUUUUCAUUGCAGCUACAUUUCAGGGAACAUGUAUAUUUAGUAGCUUUUGUAAGUUCUGCAUGGCAUCACCAAGCUUAUUUUUCCUUGAGAAGAUCUAAAGAGUCCAGAGGAGUUUAAAGGCACUAUGAUGAUGCGGACUUGUAGCAGAGAAUAAAAAAGAACAAUCAAGGUUUUUAAAAUACAAGUUUGAAGCCAAAUACUGAUAUUUUAGUGCUUUUGGGGUUUUAACAGUAUGGGCAAAAAAAAAAUGGAUUUUGGUAACCCAGCUGAUCCACACUUGCCAGUUUUAUUAUUUUGUUUAUAUUGGACUGUUUGACCCUGUCAAACAAGUGUCUAAGUUGUGUGUAUAAAACAAAACAAAAAAAAGUGUUGAAAAAAAGUGUUGUAAAGACACUGAGCCUUAUGAAAAUAUUUAUGGAGUUAAAUAAAAAGAAAUGAAAAGGCA